Molecule: messenger RNA, 3716 nt
Organism: Dreissena polymorpha
Lineage: Eukaryota; Metazoa; Mollusca; Bivalvia; Myida; Dreissenidae
Product: excitatory amino acid transporter 3-like
Exons: 9
Coding region: 313-1902 (529 amino acids)
Biological process (GO): L-glutamate transmembrane transport
Cellular component (GO): plasma membrane
Molecular function (GO): L-glutamate transmembrane transporter activity; glutamate:sodium symporter activity; neutral L-amino acid transmembrane transporter activity
Source: RefSeq, a predicted model, not a curated record
AGAUAAAAUAUGAGUGCAUUUGUAUCUACCGGUAGUUAACGCGUGAGUUUGCAUCAUGUGACAAAAUCUUAUAAAUAUUAAAGCACAUGGUUAACAUAACUGCGUUUAAAUACCUCAAAUGCUUUUUUUUCUUUACACUCGGAAUAGUUUAUGAGGAAGAGAUAUAUUCACUGUAGUAAACCAUAUAAAGUAGUAACAUCAUGUAGUAAUGUGCAAACUGAAAGUAGAAAAGCUGACGAAAACAUAAAUAGAAGUAAUAUUGUUUUCAUUUAUAGUUUUAACGGAAUUGAACAAACUUGUUAAUUUUAAACAAUGGAUUUAAAAAGGAAAGCGUCAAUGGUUACGCCAUUCUCCACCAGAAAGGGUCAGAAAGUACUGACGAUGCUGAAAAAGAACCUAUUGGUGCUUCUCCUCAUAGUGGCGCUUGCAUUAGGGCUAGGACUAGGGGCCGGCCUGCGGACUAGGGAACCCAGAUUCUCCAAACGGGAAAUCAUGUACCUCCGGUUCCCGGGCGACAUACUGAUGAACAUGCUCACGUUUCUUAUCGUUCCCCUCGUGAUCUCGAGCCUCGUUUCCGGGCUCGCGUCCCUGGACACUCGGACUUCCGGUAGGAUUGGUCUGCGCGCCAUCGUGUAUUACCUGACGACAACCUUGAUGGCCGUGGUACUCGGCAUCGUGUUGACCGUGAGUAUCCAACCCGGAAUCAGGGGCGGCAAGUCGGAAGUUCCAACGGACACUACUAGCAGAGUCGUAAACACAGCGGACACAUUCCUAGAUCUGAUCAGGCAAAGUUUCCCGGACAACCUUGUCGAGAUGUGCUUCAAAAAGCCAGUAACAUUACAGAUACCUCGAAAUUCGUCGUCAGAUGAGAACGGAACACUUUCGCCAACAACAUCAAAUGAUAAAAACUCAGAUGCAGCAAACCAAACUAUUUACGAUCCUUUGGUAACGAAGGUGGACGGGAUGAAUGUCUUGGGUAUGGUAGUGUUUUCCAUCAUAUUUGGAAUCGUUGUCGGCCGGAUGGGCGACCGUGGACGACCUAUAGCUGAACUCUUUGCAUCUCUCUGCGAGGCGACAAUGCAGCUGGUCAACUUAGUCAUCUGGUAUUCGCCAGUAGGCAUCAUGUUCUUGAUCUCCGCCAAGGUGGUCGAGAUAGAUGACCUUGACCGGACCUUCCGGCAGCUCGGAUACUACUUCCUGACAGUCAUGGCCGGGCUCGCGCUGCACGCCUUUGUCACACUUCCUCUCGUGUACUUCCUAGUUGUGCGAAGAAACCCCUUCCGGUACCUCGUGCGGCUCGUGGAACCGCUGCUUACCGCACUAGCAACGUCGUCAAGUUCGGCAACGAUGCCAGUUACAAUGCGGUGUCUUGAAGAAAAUCUCGGUAUCGACAAGCGAGUCGUCAAGUUCGUUAUUCCCGUUGGGGCCACAGUGAACAUGGAUGGAACAGCCUUGUAUGAGGCCGUGGCUGUUCUUUUUAUUGGUCAAAUGCGGGGCGCAGACUUGAACUUUGGCAAUAUUGUUACUAUUAGUCUGACGGCCACAGCGGCCGCCAUCGGUGCUGCCGGCGUUCCUCAGGCCGGACUCGUUACCAUGGUGAUCGUUCUGUCGGCUGUCGGCUUUCCGUCGGAUGACGUUGCCCUCAUCCUAGCGGUGGAUUGGCUCUUAGACCGUUUUCGGACGGCGGUCAACGUGUUGGGAGAUAUGUUUGGUGCCGGCAUAGUCCACCAUCUCUCGAAGAGAGACCUGGAAACCAACCACGACGUUCCGGGAGGUAGCGGAGACUCUUCCCAUGACGUCAGCGAGUCACACCCGCUUCUCUCUGACGGAAGCGAUCGAAGAAGAUAUAGAUCGUCUGAAGAAUCGAACACCGCUGUCGGGGAACACCAGUCGGAAAUUUGAGACAUGGACGUCAGAACCCUCUUCCUCCUAAUCCUCCUCCUCAUCCUCCCCAUCAUCAUCAUCAUCAUCAUCAUCAUCAUCAUUCCCAUUUCGAAUCCAGGCGACAUAAGGUUGUUUUUUUUAACUAUUUUUCUUAAUAUAAAAAUUAGGUAAGUCUAUUAAAAAAAGACUUGGAAGCACACGGGUUCAAAUCCCGGCGACAUAAGAGUUUUGGUUUCAACCUUUUUUUCUUAAUAUAAAAAUUAGUUCAGACUUUUAAAAACAAUUAAGACUUGGAAGAACACGGGUUCGAAUACCGGCGACAUAAGGGUUUUGUUUUCAACCUUUUUUCUUUCUAUAAAAUUAGUUAAGCAUUUUAAAAAUAUAAAAGUUUUGGAAGCAAUCACGGUUAAUGACAUUUGAAAAAUACCAAAAUCUGUGAAAAAUUCUCUUAAACACGCGAAUGGGAACGAGAUUUUUAUUUAAUUAUCGUAGUUCCACAACUUGCUUAAAAGAUGACAUUAAGUCAACAAAUAUGUUCCUAACAUUUUAGCUAACUUUUUGCAAACUUAGUUAUGUGCUUGUAACAAGGUGAAUCUCGUCGUAUUCAAUGUUGUGAUAACAUACUUUUUCAAUGUACAGUCAGUCACCCAGUUUAGAAUCACCUGGCAAAAAACGUUAAUUCGUUUGGCCACAAUAAUUUAUUUCGGGAUUUAGUGUCAAUGUGAGAAGAUGUAAACAUAUAAGUUAACAUUUAUUUUGUAUGAUAACAGGUUAGGCAAGACGGCAUAUGCAGUUUUUUGUCAAAAAUAGCCAAUUUAAUUUCACCCUUCGGAAAAUUAUUAAAAAAUCAUUCAACUUACAAAAUUAGUAUUUCAAAACAUUGUCAUGGCAUUUGUUUUCAAUCAGCAAAAAGUUUAUUUGAAAAUAAUAAAGCCUUCUAUAGCCAUAUGCACAUUUAACAACAUAACUCACUCAAUCAGUUCCGGUUAACUUUUUGCCGCAUUUAUCUCCCCUGUAAGCAUAAUACAAAAGCUUUCUUGCUAAAACUUUGUUAAUUGAUUCAUUUACCUAAUGUAUACCUUAGACACUUAUUAUUUUGUUUUUAUUGGGGCAUUAUUGAAAAUUAAAUACAAAUUAAUCGGAACUGCUGAUUAUCCGGAACUGGUUGACACACUGUAUUUAAUAAUGGGGUAAGUUACUUUAAAAUAGUUUUAACGGAUAAAUGUCUUGUUUCUUGCAGAAGACUGGCGAGUGCUGUAAUAUCGUUAAACUUUGUGACGGCAAACAUAUACCUUGCGAUUUUGUGUGGCAAUAUUGGGUGUCAAAUCAAAGUAUUUUGAUAGUAAUCUGCAAAUUAUGUUGCACAUAAUUUGAAAUUACAUGUAUUUGAAUAAUUUACAUAAAUAUGAAAAACUUAGAAUGUGCGCUCCAAAAUACAGCGUGACUGUAAUUUUUUGCGUAAGUAACUCUGUCGGUAAAUAUAACAACAACAACAACAACAACAGCAACAACAAAUUGUUCCUUUUUGCCAUUGUGUACACACCGGCCAUACUGACAAUAACGUAGUGACGUCACCAUCUAUGUAUAGAAUGCCUUUCUGCUUAAAUGAAAAUGACGCGAUCGUAACAGUAUAAUGAGAAGUUACGAACAAAACAAGAAAAACUAAGAUAUAAUUUUGACCAUAUGUUCCAAAUGAAAGGUCGUUCAGUCUCGUAAAUAAUAAUGAUGUAAUGAUGUUAAUUACCACCUAGUACAAAUAUAUCAAAGGGCCCUAUGCUAGUUAUGAGAAAUACAUACUACAUCAUAAUUUCAAUAAACAAACAACGAACAGA